AUGACGGAAACCGGUCUCGCGGAGAGAAUAGACACUGCAAUCGCAGACUUCUUUGCAUCAUGGAAUCUUUUGACUACUCUUCUUGUUGUGCUGUUGGCUGUUCUCCUCGCCUAUCCUCUGUUGACAAGUAAAGACCCCGACACACAUCCUUUUCUUCUUGCAAGACAAUCACAAAUAGCACCUAUCCGUCAGCCUGGUGAGUCGGCUGUCUACCGUGCAAUUGAUAUCCCGCAUGGCUACCCACUUCGUGCGGGACUCGGGGUCAAGGAUGCCGGAACUCCGAGAUGGAGUGCUGGCAGACCUGGAGACCUUCGUGACAUCUGGAGACAGGCUGUCCGAGGUGUCGUGAAAGAGGAUGGUACUCCCACGGGGGAGAGAGGCCAGAUGCAGACUAUCUUGGGAAGGGAGAAGAUCGUCGACCACAGCCUCGAUGAUCUCACCCUCGAGAUCAACGUUAUCGGACAGUAUGUCAAACGCAACAAUGGACAGUCUGUUGCCGUCUCGCUGUCGAACUCUCCUGAACUAUUGUCCUCUGUCUUCGCCGGUUCGUUCUAUGGAUUUUCCACAAUUCUUCUACCAUAUGGGCUCACACCAGACAAAUAUGGCCCCCUCUUGUCUCACACUUCUGUCGACCAUUUGAUUGCUGAAGCUGGUUCACUCGACCUUGACGCUGUCUUGGCUGCGAACAAGGGCAUAAAGAACAUCAUUUGGGUAACCAAAGCUGGUAGUCAGCACCUCGAUUGGUCCAGCGAUGCCCCUCAAGAAUUUACUGUCACGUCCUGGCAGGAGCUCAUUGGCAGCAACCGAAGAUCGACCAACUCUGAAGUUUUACCUCUUGACAAAGACUCACAAGUGCCUCCGGUCUCUAUUUUCACCCCUACACCUGGUGGAAGUUACGAUCUCAUUAAAUACACUUCCGAGAACUUGAUAUCCGCCACGGCGGCCAUUCUAGCCACUCUGCCACGCUCCUACAAGCUCUCGACAUCCGACACGGUUCUUCCAACAACCAGUCUGACUGACAGCUACACUUUGUCCUGGGCCUUCGCCGCAUUGUAUUCCCACUCGACACUUGCCCUCAACUCCGUUGCGGGCGACCAAAUCAGACUUGAUGUUGCCAUUUCAAGAGCCAAACCAACCGUGCUUAUUGCCUCGCCCAAGGCAGUAGCGUCCUAUCUGUCCGACCCACGCACCAUCAAACCUUCUGGACUCUCGAAAUUUAACGACACACGCAAUCUCCAAGCGGGCAACCUCCCAACCAAGAAAGGCAGCGUCCCAAGCUUGCCAGCUCUCUCCGCCUUGCGCAUUCUCCUGGUUCCCCAAGCGUUCACUACCAGCACACGCCCAAGCCCGACACUCCACUCAGCAGAUCUUCACGCGCUCCGUCUCCUCCUAGGUGCACGCAUAGGCUACGCGUUCACGACCCCACUCGUCGCUGGUGCUGUCGCACAGACCAACAUCCUCGACUACCGAGACAAGGGGCGCGACGUGAUCUGCUACGGCGCACCACUAAGCUCCGUCGAGAUCAAUCUCGAGGGCGAUGAGGAUGUUGUCGGCAGCUCUACUCCAAAAGGCAAGCUCAGUGUCAAGGGUCCCGCCGUUGUCGGGGGUGGGAAGAUCACUUUGGACAUCACCGUCCAGAUUGAUAGGGACCAUACGCUGAUCUUGCCGUGA
Exophiala aquamarina CBS 119918 is the source of this 1671-nucleotide messenger RNA. RefSeq lists its product as uncharacterized. The record is from RefSeq and is a predicted model, not a curated record. Gene Ontology annotation, cellular component: endoplasmic reticulum; membrane. The transcript is spliced from 2 exons. Gene Ontology annotation, molecular function: long-chain fatty acid-CoA ligase activity. Lineage: Eukaryota; Fungi; Ascomycota; Eurotiomycetes; Chaetothyriales; Herpotrichiellaceae. The coding region runs from base 1 to 1671 and encodes 556 amino acids.